CUUGACACUGGUGACAACCGGUGGGCUGAGCUGCGGCUGUGACAAAGUCAAAUAUAACGUGGUGGCUGUCGCUUUUACGCAGAAAAUGAGAGCUUAGUCUGGCCAUGCAGCUGUAGCCUACUUAAAACAGGCGAAAUUCUAAAAAGUGAUUAGGGUCAUUCUAGGAUUAUUACAUUUUGUUCAACAGUCUACAGUCAUGCGAAUAAGGAGUUGACAAAUGAGGAACACAGAUGAUAACGUUGUAGAGAAGGAAGACGCAGAGGUGAUGGAGGAACCGACACGAAACUAGACCAAAACGAAUGAACAUGAAGAUUUUAUAUGAGGGGACCCAGGACGUGGUUUUAAUGCUUUAUGGAAUCUAAAUAACUUUUUUUUUUUACUACCAUGCAUAAGAGAUGGAUACGUCGGAGGCUGCCAGUCUUGAUUUUCGCCUUCUUCAUCAUUCUUUACGUGGAUUUUCAAUUACGCACAAGCAGCCUUCCCAAAGUCAGUGUGGCUCACCAUCCUUCACCCGGUGCGCUUCAACGCUCCAUCCAGCAGGCUCCCUCCCCGGCCAAGGACGCACAGACUCCGGCUAGCUCCAGUCGCAGCGGGGAUGGAGGACACCCGGACUCUGAAGUUGCACAUGUCACCCAGCCGAAACUGAAGCUGGAAGACAUCUUCAUCGCUGUGAAGACCACCGGGAGGUUCCACAAGACGCGCCUUGCGCUCCUUUUGGAGACGUGGAUCUCCAGAACCAAGGCGCAAACGUUCAUUUUCACAGACACGGAGGAUGAGGACUUAAGUUCAGAAGGUCUUAACAUGGUGGUAACAGGUUGUCAGUCAGAUCACAGCCAGCAGGCUCUGUCCUGCAAGAUGUCUGCUGAGUAUGAUGGCUUCAUGGCGUCAGACAAGAGGUGGUUUUGUCAUGUGGACGAUGAUAACUACGUGAACCCGGAUGCCCUCCUCUCCCUGCUCUCGGCCUUCCCCAAGGACAGCGACAUUUACGUGGGCAAACCGAGCCUGAACAAGCCCAUCACUGCUCACGAACUGCUGGAGGGAAAUGCAACGAGGGAAGUGCAGUUCUGGUUUGCUACGGGAGGAGCAGGAUUCUGUCUGAGUCGGCGGCUGGCGGAGAAGAUGUCUCCCUGGGCCAGCGGCUCCCGGUUCGAGCAAACGUCAGCGAAGAUCCGUCUCCCUGACGACUGUACGGUGGGCUUCAUCGUGGGGAAGAGGCUGGGCAUCUCCAUGGUCCACUGUCCUUUAUUCCACUCCCACCUGGAAAACCUGCUGCUCAUCAGCCACAGGAGCAUACCACACCAGGUGACUCUGAGCUAUGGGAUGUUUGAGAACAAGAUGAACAGCAUUGAAGUGAAAGGAAGAUUCUCUAAGGAGGAAGACCCCUCCAGGUUUAAGACUGUCCACUGCAUGCUGUAUCCUUUCACCAGCUGGUGUCCUUGAACUCUUCAUAGAAGACUACAGCUUCCAAACACACAUGGGAUGAGACUGGUGGAUAAAGAACAAUUUGAGAUGCAGACACAGCAGCUGGAGAAUAAGAAAGUAGGAGUGAAACUUUGGACGACAGAGUAACAGUAAAAAUCUGGUGACCCAGACCUGCUCUCUCUUAGUUUGCCUCCUGAACCUGCUUAUAAGAGUGAUCAGAUGGAUGCUCACGGAUGCAGAAAAUAGGAUAUUAACAGGAUCUUGACUGGAUGAACUGGAAAGGCCUUCUCUUCUUCGCAUCUGUUUUACAAACAGACUGUUACAUGAAGAAAAUGGUGACCUUAUGCAUCUUUACUAUUAAAUGUUCUUGUUUGUUUGGAGGAUUUUAGCACUUAAGAAAAGACACAACAGUUGUUUUGUUGACAAAAAUAAUCAUUUGUUCAAUCAGUUUGUUUCUGUUUCCAUUGAUUUUGCAUGUGGCCUUCUCCGUGUGUGUGUGUGUGUGUGUGUGUGUGUGUGUGUGUGUGUGUGUGUGUGUGUUUGAGUGUGUGUUUUUAUGAAGGGGACGGUGUCCUUGUGCCUAUGAAGUCUGCACACAAUGAACCAUUCUGACACACAUCUCCUUCCUUAUCCAAACCUCCUGUCCUCCCUCCCUCCUUUUCUCUGUUGCUCCCAUCUUCCCUCCACCCCUCCAUCUGUCUCCAUGAUUACUCAGUCUUUUCCACAAUCGCUGUGCUGGGUCCUCCAAGGCCAGGGCUGAAAGUAAAAUGAACUUACACUCA
Dicentrarchus labrax (European seabass) is the source of this 2204-nucleotide messenger RNA. It is a transcript of the gene mfng, whose product is annotated as MFNG O-fucosylpeptide 3-beta-N-acetylglucosaminyltransferase. The record is from RefSeq and is a predicted model, not a curated record. Gene Ontology annotation, molecular function: O-fucosylpeptide 3-beta-N-acetylglucosaminyltransferase activity. NCBI's taxonomy places the organism in Eukaryota, Metazoa, Chordata, Actinopteri, Moronidae. The coding region runs from base 385 to 1440 and encodes 351 amino acids. The transcript has 8 exons. Gene Ontology annotation, biological process: regulation of Notch signaling pathway; pattern specification process. Gene Ontology annotation, cellular component: Golgi membrane.